This is a messenger RNA of Penicillium crustosum, 1578 nucleotides long. RefSeq names its product cytochrome P450. The transcript is spliced from 6 exons. Gene Ontology annotation, molecular function: monooxygenase activity; oxidoreductase activity, acting on paired donors, with incorporation or reduction of molecular oxygen; iron ion binding. The record is from RefSeq and is a predicted model, not a curated record. Lineage: Eukaryota; Fungi; Ascomycota; Eurotiomycetes; Eurotiales; Aspergillaceae. Bases 1 to 1578 code for a protein of 525 amino acids.
AUGGCAGUCAUCACUGAAUUGCUUAAUACUCCCUAUGUUGUACAGAGUGUGUGUAUCGCCCUAAUGGCGGUGUUCAUAACAAGUGUAUGGGCAGAUAUAGCAAACGGGGUUCCACAUAGGCACAUUCCUUUAGUUGGAAAGACCUGGUGGGAGCUUACCAACAAAAAGGCCCGGCAACGCUUCACUCGGUCAUGUCGUCAACUUAUUACCGAAGGCUUUGCAAAGGGAGUCAAUGUCUUUCAGAUCAUCGGAGCCACAAGCCCGAUAGUUGUAUUGCACCCGAAGUUUGUCGAUGAAAUCAAGAGCAACCCAGACCUAAGUUUUGAUGACUCGAUCAAAAAGGCAGGCUAUGAAGCUACAUUUUUUAAUGAUCGCAUUCCUGGAUUUGGACCAUUUCAUAAUGGUACUGCUUUGAAAGCUACUGUGGAAAUCGUGCGGACCAGUUUGACACAGGCGCUCGGGUCCAUUUCACUUCGGCUCUCAAAAGAGUCAGGUGCGAUAUUGAACGAACACUUGCCCCCCACCGAUGAAUGGAAGCCUUACCACAUCGCGCACAAGAUACCGUACAUGGUCGCCCGCCUCUCCUCUUUGAUAUUUGUUGGAGAGACCAUCUCCCACGACGAUGAGUGGAUUGAUGUCUCCGUGAACUAUGCCAUCGAUGCGUUUAUGGCUAUGCGCGAUCUACGAGAAUGGCCAUCCAUUCUUCAUCCAAUCGUCCACUGGUUCCUGCCCUCUGCCCAGAAGUUACGCACACACUUGGAAAUGGCUCGCUCCAUCGUUAGUGGCGAGAUAGACAGGCGAGCGUUGAUCCGCGCGGGCAGGCUCCCUGCAGAUGAUCCACCCCGUGAACCUGAUGCUUUGGACUGGUAUCGUGAAACCGCCGAAGCCCGGAAUAACAUGACUUUUGAUCAGUCUUGCGCACAGGUUGGAUUGGCACUGGCGGCUAUCCAUACUACGUCAAACUUGUUAACCAACGUCAUAUAUGACCUCGCGGCGUACACGGAGUAUAUCCAGCCGCUACGUGAUGAGAUUUGUGCGGUUGCUGCUGAGGAUGGAACUCUGAAGAAGACUAGUUUGCUCAAGUUGAAGUUGAUGGACAGUGUGAUGAAGGAAUCGCAGCGUACUAACCCACUCUCCUUGACCUCCAUGAACCGCCUCGCCCUUAAGCAAAUUGUGCUCUCUGAUGGAACUGUGAUCCCUAAAGGCGCCAACAUGUUCGUUUCUACGAAAAUACUGGAAGAUGACACUAUCUACCCUAAUGCUGCCAGUUAUGAUGGUUACCGGUUUUACAACAAACGCAAGCAGCCUGGCAACGAACACAAGCAUCAGUUUGUCGCGACGACAAGUGAGCACUUCGUCUUCGGCCAUGGUGUUCAUGCCUGCCCGGGCCGGUUCUUCGCUGCCAGUGAAACCAAAAUCAUGCUCCUUCAUUUGCUUCUGAAGUACGAUUGGAAACUACAGAGCGGUGGUCGACCUCCAAACAUUGAAAACGGGGUUGAGUCUAUCACCGACCCACGAGUUCAGAUUCUGUUUCGGUCCCGUAAGUCAGAGGUUGACCUAGGUUUCCUAGGAGAGUAG